GGCCGAACUGCAUGCUGCCCCUAGGGAGCCAUUACUCGAGCCAGGGGGCCUGAUUACUCAGAAACGUCCAGGAUCAUUGCUUGAGGAAUCACCUGGGAAUUGUUAAGGGGCUGCACGUCUCCUGAAGUCUGCCUGUCCUCCUAUACCCAAGCUAUGCUUCUGGGUGGCCUGAAGCAGCUGAGGUUUCAGCUGCGAACAGUAGAGUCCACCUUGACCCGGGGCAGCUGGCUGCGGUCAGUGUGCCGCAGCAGCAGCGGGCUCCCCUUCCAGGAAGGAGAAGGGAAGGCAUCUUCCUUUUCAGAAACAAGAUGGAAAGACACAGCAGAGACAGUAAUCAUUGGAGGUGGCUGUAUUGGUGUGAGCCUAGCUUACCAUCUGGCCAAAGCUGGAAUGAAGGACGUGGUGCUUUUGGAAGCAUCGGAACUCACUGCUGGAUCUACAUGGCAUGCAGCAGGUUUAACGACUUAUUUUCAUCCUGGAAUAAACUUGAAGAAAAUACAUUAUUACAGCAUUAAGCUUUAUGAAAAACUGGAAGAAGAAACUGGGCAGGUGGUGGGCUUCCAUCAGCCUGGAAGCAUCAGAAUUGCAACGACUCCUACAAGGGUGGAUGAGUUUAAAUAUCAAAUGACUCGAACCCGCUGGCAUGCCACAGAACAGUAUCUUAUUGAGCCUGAAAAAGUACAAGAGAUGUUUCCCUUACUGAACAUGGAAAAGGUUUUAGCUGGACUUUAUAAUCCUGGAGAUGGUCACAUAGAUCCUUAUUCUCUCACUAUGGCACUGGCUGCUGGGGCCUGGAAAUAUGGUGCUCUACUAAAAUUUCCUGCUCCAGUAACUAAUCUAAAACCCAGAUCAGAUGGAGCAUGGGAUGUUGAAACCUCACAGGGAUCUAUCCGUGCUAAUCGAAUUGUGAAUGCCACAGGAUUUUGGGCUCGUGAAGUUGGCAAAAUGAUUGGACUAGAACAUCCUCUCAUUCCAGUUCAUCAUCAGUAUCUUGUCACAGCGACCAUACCUGAAGUGAAAGCUUUAAAAAGAGAACUCGCAGUUCUUCGAGACCUGGAAGGAUCGUACUACAUACGACAGGAACGAGACGGGCUUUUACUUGGCCCAUAUGAAAAUCAGGAGAAAAUGAAGGUCCAAGAUUCCUGGGUGACCAACGGAGUCCCACCAGGUUUUGGAAAGGAACUUUUUGAGUCUGAUUUAGACAGAAUCAUGGAAAAUGUGGAAGCUGCCAUGGAUAUGGUCCCAGUCUUGAGAAAGGCUGACAUCAUCAAUAUUGUUUCUGGUCCUAUCACCUAUUCUCCAGACAUUCUGCCCAUGGUGGGACCACAUCAGGGUGUUAGAAAUUACUGGGUGGCCAUCGGUUUUGGAUAUGGGAUCAUCCAUGCUGGUGGGAUAGGGAAAUAUCUCAGUGAUUGGAUCCUUGGUGGAGAACCUCCUUUUGACCUGAUUGAACUGGAUCCCAAUCGUUAUGGAAAAUGGACAACAACUCAGUAUACAGAGGCCAAAGCGAGAGAGUCUUAUGGAUUCAACAAUAUUGUGGGUUACCCUAAAGAAGAAAGGUUUGCUGGGAGACCUACUAAAAGAAUCAGUGGGCUUUACAAUAUCCUUAAUUCUAAAUGCUCCAUGGGCUUUCAUGCAGGAUGGGAGCAGCCACAUUGGUUUUACAAGCCUGGACAUGAGCCUGGAUAUAAGCCAAGCUUCCAACGUACAAACUGGUUCCAGCCAGUGGGCUUAGAGUAUCAACAAGUUAUGCAAAGAGUGGGGGUGAUUGACCUAUCCCCAUUUGGCAAGUUUAAAGUCAGAGGCAAAGAUUCUCUUAAACUGUUGGAUCACCUCUUUGCAAAUGUCGUUCCAAAGGUGGGUUUUACAAAUAUAAGUCACAUGUUGACACCAAAGGGCAGAGUUUAUGCUGAGUUGACCGUCUGCCAGCAAUCUCCAGGGGAGUUCUUACUGAUAACUGGUUCUGGGUCAGAGCUUCACGACCUGAGAUGGAUUGAAGAAGAAAUUUUGAAAGGUGGCUAUGAUGUUGAGAUUGAAAAUAUUACAGAUGACCUUGGAGUCCUUGGAGUAGCAGGGCCAUCAGCAAGAAAGGUUCUUCAGAAACUGGCCUCUGCUGAUCUUAGUAACGAUGCAUUCAAAUUCCUCCAAUCUAAGCCUUUAACAGUUUCUAAUAUUCCUGUUACUGCUAUUAGGAUAUCCUAUACAGGUGAACUGGGCUGGGAGCUCUACCACAGACAAGAAGACUCUGCCACACUCUAUGGGGCCAUCAUGGAAGCAGGCCAAGAGGAAGGAAUUGACAAUUUUGGGACUUAUGCAAUGAAUGCCUUAAGAAUGGAAAAAGCUUUCAGGGCCUGGGGGUCAGAGAUGAAUUGCGAUACAAAUCCUCUGGAGGCUGGGCUAGACCAUUUUAUAAAGUUAAAUAAACCAGCAGACUUCAUAGGAAAGCAAGCACUGAAACAGAUGAAAGAAAAGGGGCUGAAACGGAGACUGGUCUACCUCACCUUGGAGACGGAUCAUGUGGAUCCAGAGGGAAAUGAAAGCAUCUGGCAUGAUGGCAAGGUUGUUGGCAACACCACCUCUGGAAGCUACAGUUACAGCACUCAGAAGAGUCUGGCUUUUGCUUAUGUCCCCAUGGAGCUUAGUAAAGUGGGACAGAGAGUGGAGGUCGAACUGCUGGGCAAAAAUUACCCAGCAACCAUCAUACAAGAGCCGCUGGUUUUGACUGAGCCAGCUAGAGCUCGGCUUCAGAAAAAGACUGGAGAUAGCCAAGUCUGAAUGAAAAGGAGGGAGAAAACUACCCUUAGUAGUUUUAUGGCUGCUUUACAAAUUGUGUGACUAUGUGACUGCUCUCAGGACUAUGAAUCACUACAGUUCUCCUGGGAAUGUUUUCUUUUCCAAAUUCCACUAAUGAAUCAACCAAAUCCAGAUUUAGGUUCACUCUAAUAUCUGUUCCCCUUUUCUCCGCCUGCCCUCCUCCCAGCUGUUUUCUGUUUUUUUUAAAGGCAGGAUUUCAAAUAGGUGAUUUAUAUGGUCCUUUCAAACCAAAAACUUACUGGACAAUUUAUUUCUUAAGUAUUGUAUCAUGCAGUAUUGGAUCAGCAAAAAAGAAGCUGUUCUUUCCAACAUGUAAUCAUUAUAACUGUUAAAAGACAACAAGUAGUUUUAUAAACUUGUAUUUUUUAU
Phascolarctos cinereus (koala) is the source of this 3183-nucleotide messenger RNA. It is a transcript of the gene DMGDH, whose product is annotated as dimethylglycine dehydrogenase. Gene Ontology annotation, cellular component: mitochondrion. NCBI's taxonomy places the organism in Eukaryota, Metazoa, Chordata, Mammalia, Diprotodontia, Phascolarctidae. Gene Ontology annotation, molecular function: protein binding. The record is from RefSeq and is a predicted model, not a curated record.